AUGUGGUCGAUUAUCUGGCAACAUGGAUGUGGAACAACGGAAAGUGGAGACGAUCUCUUCCACAAACCAGGGUAUCCCAAUGCAUUUGCGUGUGCCCCACCAGCCACAGUUUUUAGGACAACCUGCGCAGCCCUAGCUCCAGCUCAAUCUGGCGGGCGGCCUACGAGAGGCCACUCAUGUACCCCCAAGCAAAGAAAUCUCGUCUUUCCGAGCUCGUCAAUUUGGAGUUUAGUUCUUCGAAGUCAGGUUAUCAACAUAUGCCCUGAUGGCUCUUUUGAUGACGACUGGCCGUUAUACCUUAAAGACGAAGCCAGCCGUAUUGAUCUGCGGCCGUCUCUCCCCAAGGACUUUGCGGACAUUGAGAAAGUCGUUGAAGAAUACAACAAGAGAAAACGGACAUCGAUUCGAUACUUUCAAGCACGUCCUCAAAAGGUAUCGCUGGGAUCAACGCAUCGCAUUGUGCAGGCCUACCAAACCCAACGAGAAGUGAGCUACGACCGAAACAUGCAACGGUUCGCGUUCGUCUCGUCCGAUCAGGGCACAUCUUCAUCGACGUCCAAAAAGCGCAAUACGAGGAAGACAUACUGGAUGAGUUGA
Molecule: messenger RNA, 597 nt
Organism: Laccaria bicolor S238N-H82
Lineage: Eukaryota; Fungi; Basidiomycota; Agaricomycetes; Agaricales; Hydnangiaceae
Exons: 7
Coding region: 1-597 (198 amino acids)
Source: RefSeq, a predicted model, not a curated record